Molecule: messenger RNA, 1311 nt
Organism: Chaetomium strumarium
Lineage: Eukaryota; Fungi; Ascomycota; Sordariomycetes; Sordariales; Chaetomiaceae
Exons: 3
Coding region: 1-1311 (436 amino acids)
Source: RefSeq, a predicted model, not a curated record
AUGUCACCUCCGUAUGAGUCGUCCCGCCGGCGCGGGGUGUGGAACCACUGGGUGCCGCUGCUCGUGACCGUGACGGUCGCGACGGUCGGCGUUGCCGCAUGGGUAUGGAGCCAGCGCAAGGACGACGACCACGAGGAGGCCGAGGACUCGGGGGGCCUCCCAGACCUCGACUAUGAGAACGCCGACUAUGGCGACAAUCCCGCUUACGGCGCAAGCAAAGACGGCGCCGGCGCAGGCCCUUCCGCCGUCAGCGGUGGGCAGCCUCGCUCGGGCGACGCUGGCUACGGCACGGCACCGCCGGCGGUGGAAUCGGCAAGCUCUGGGUGGGCGGCGUUACGCCGCACCCCUAGCCCCCAGCAAUUCUUCGACAGCGCGAAGCGGACUGUUGCGGCCGGAGUGACGGCGGUGGGGAGCGCCCUGGCGGCUAUCACGGAAGAGGACAAGACGGCGUAUGCCGACCACGAGACAUGGUCCGAGGAGGCGGAUGCCAAGAAGGACAGGGCUGUCGCCGGGCCAUCCCAAAGUAAAGAUACGAACAAGCGCCGGAAGAAGGUGGCCAUCGUCGUCUCGGCAGACCACCGCCUCGACGAUCUGGAUGCCGAUGGAUAUAUCCACGAGCAUGCUUCCAUACUCUCCCACAUCCCGCGCCAGGUCGACUUCUCCAAGAUCAAGCUCUACGUGCUGAUCUACGCCCCCAACCUCAAAGAUACUGGGAUGGAUGCGGCUAGCAAUCGCCCCCCGCAGUCGCUCAGCUCGUCCUUUUCCAACAUUGAUCCUGCGCAGGCUCAACCCGCAGAGGAAGCGAAGAGUCCUCUAAUUGGGGCAUCCUCCUCAGACGCGGUCUACAACGCCAUCUACUCGCAGGCGCAGGCGCUCGUCGAGAAGGACAGCAUGAUCCUCACUUUCACGACGCCCAGCGGCCAUGCACACAUCCUGCGCCACAUCCAGCCCGAGAUCAUCUACUUGCAGGAGUCGCUCUCGGGUGAGAACGGCAGCGUGGUCACCAAUUUGCAGACCUGGCUGAAGCACGAUGUGAUCUUGGUCGUGGGCGCCGAGAGCGGCCAUGGCGGCCUCGCGGACAGCGAGUCGGAGGCCGAGAAGCCCGAGAAGGAGAAGGAGUUGUGGUGGCAUAGAGAGGACCGCGUCGGCAGGGGCCGCGGCGUCGUGGUAGUGGAUGGUUCGAGGGUUCAAGACGACUGGUAUGUCCGAUUAAAUUUAUACCCUACCCACGUGCGGCUGUCUUGGGAGCCAUCAUGUGGCACUAAGAAGCUGAAUUCCCUUUCGAAGUCGCCCGGGAGAGUCACGGAAUGA